Callithrix jacchus (white-tufted-ear marmoset) is the source of this 1700-nucleotide messenger RNA. The record is from RefSeq and is a predicted model, not a curated record. NCBI's taxonomy places the organism in Eukaryota, Metazoa, Chordata, Mammalia, Primates, Cebidae.
GACUAGCGCAGAUCAGGAGAGCCCCCCAAGUUCCAGCCUUGGGGUUUGGUCUGGUAAGCAGGAGCGCUUGGGGGAGUGGGAACCACCCGUCUUCUUCGUGCCUCAUGGUCCUGCUCCUUGUCCCCAGCUGAGUAGCCUGUGGCCGCUGGGGAUGGUAACGGGCAUCCCCCUUGCGAACCCCAAGGAGCUGCUGGCAGCCCAGGGAGAGGCCGACCACACCUACGAGAGCAGCUCCCACACCCUCAUGGCCAAAACCCAGCGGGGCUUUCCUGGGGUAGGGGAGCAAGAGAGCCCCGACGCACCCACAUCAGCUCUCUUGCUCAGACCUGUCCUGCCCCCAUCCCCCAUUCUCCAGCCUCCUGUGGAGGGGCCACCUUGUGACUGUGCGGCAGCUGAAGUCCCCUGGAACCCAGCUUGUUGUGCUACUGGCUGACCUUCAGCACUGCAGGUGCAAACCACCUAACCCGAAACGUGGUGGAUGGUCUGUGCCCAGGAGCAGCUCCUACCCUGUGUGGCUGGGUCCUACUCGUCCCUGUCCAGCAGCCAUCGGCUCACCAGGCCCCUUGGGGUCCGCAGGCCACAGCAGGGCUACCCGUGGGGAGGCCCAGGCCCAGGGCUUCCGCCACCCCCUGAACUGUACCCGUGGCUGCCACUUGAGCUGAUCUGCAGUGACAUUCCCACCACCACCUCGGACCUCUACAGCUUCUGCACCCUGGCCCAGGAAGUCUUCACUGGAGAGCUGCCCUGGGCUGGUAGAGGGGGACCCAAGGUGAAGGCCAAGCUGGAGGCAGGGGAGAGCCCGGCCCUGGACCCCUGGGUGCCGGCGCCCUACCAGGCCCUGGUUCGAGCUGGGCUAGGCCUAGCGCCUGCUGACCGCUGGGGCAGCCUGCAGAGUACUCAAUACCUACUGCGGGAGGCCACAGCCCAGGACAUGGCUCCUGAGGUGGGCUCCCCGAUGGAGUGGACCACGCUGUCCCCUGCAUCCCAGGCUUCCCCACCAGAGAAACUGUACGGUGAAAUGGCUCAGAGCCAAGAGCACACGCAGGCCUGUGCCCACUGUGAUGUCUCCAGGCCCCAUCCCAUCCCAGGCCCCGGAGACUCCUGAGGUCACAGGCCACAGCAGGGUCCCAAGGGGCAUAGCUUGGAACUCGGGCAGCAGUUUGACUCUAGGCAGCAGCCCCAGGCCUGGCCACAGCCUCAGAGCCCCACAGCCCCACAGUCAGGGCCUGCCUGCAGUGCUGCGUAGAGCCCGGCUCAACGCCUCCAGGACUCAGCCUCCCUGCUGGGGACCCCGAGCUCUGCGGAGCAGUUUGAGGAAGCUCUCAGCCAAGACUCCAGCCCUGCAGGGGCUGCUGCGGCACACACACAGGGUUACCCUGCUGGACCCCCAGCCCUACACCCAGUGCUGAGCUGACCGGAGGCGGUCUUUUCCCCAGCCUGCAGAAGAUGGACCUGUUGGAGGAGAUCAUGGCAGAGCUGCAAAAAGGAUGUCAGCUCGGAGAAAAGCCCAGCCUGAGCCCCACUGCUGACCCAGACUCCCAGGGUACCCAUGGUUCCCUCUCUGAGACAUCGCCUCUCAGAGCUUCCAGGAUAACUCCCACCUUGGCGCCUCCUCAAAAGUAAGUAGAAUGAUAGAGCACCUCCUCCAUCUCUCUUCGCUCACUGAGUUUGGCCCCAGCCCAACACCAACAGCCACAUUU